Molecule: messenger RNA, 2430 nt
Organism: Propithecus coquereli (Coquerel's sifaka)
Lineage: Eukaryota; Metazoa; Chordata; Mammalia; Primates; Indriidae
Gene: RASAL1
Product: RAS protein activator like 1 (GAP1 like)
Exons: 21
Coding region: 1-2430 (809 amino acids)
Biological process (GO): intracellular signal transduction; cellular response to calcium ion; regulation of GTPase activity
Molecular function (GO): GTPase activator activity
Source: RefSeq, a predicted model, not a curated record
AUGGCCAAGAUCAGCUCCCUGAACGUCCGCGUGGUGGAGGGCCGGGCGCUGCCCGCCAAGGACGUGUCUGGGAGCAGUGACCCCUACUGCCUGGUGAAGGUGGACGACGAGGUGGUGGCCAGGACAGCGACCGUCUGGCGCAGCCUGAGCCCCUUCUGGGGGGAGGAGUACACCGUGCACCUGCCUCUGGAUUUCCACCAUCUGGCCUUCUACGUGCUGGACGAGGACACCGUUGGGCACGACGACGUCAUCGGCAAGAUCUCGCUGAGCAGGGAGGCGAUUGCAGCCGAUCCCCGAGGGAUCGACAGCUGGAUCAAUCUGAGCCGCGUGGACCCGGAUGCGGAGGUGCAGGGCGAGAUCUGCCUGUCGGUGCAGAUGCUGGAGGAUGCACGGGGCCGCUGCCUUCGCUGCCACGUGCUCCAGGCUAGGGACCUGGCCCCCCGAGACAUCUCCGGCACAUCUGACCCAUUCGCACGUGUGUUUUGGGGCAGCCAGAGCUUGGAGACCUCGACCAUCAAGAAGACGCGCUUCCCACACUGGGAUGAGGUGCUGGAGCUGCGGGAGGUGCCCGGUGCCCCGUCCCCACUGCGGGUGGAGCUCUGGGACUGGGACAUGGUGGGCAAGAACGACUUCCUGGGCAUGGUGGAGUUCUCCCCGAAGACCCUGCAGCACAAGCCGCCCAGUGGCUGGUUCCGCCUCCUGCCCUUUCCCGGAGCCGAGGAGGAUUCUGGAGGGAGCCUGGGUGCCCUGCGGCUGAAGGUGCGCCUGAUCGAAGACCGCGUCCUGCCCUCCCGGUACUACCAGCCCCUCCUGGAGCUGCUCAUGGACUCUGUGCUGGGGCCAGCGGAGGAGGACACUGCCAGCCCCCUGGCUGUGCUGGAGGAGCUGACCUCGGGGGACUGCCGCCAGGACCUUGCCACCAAGCUGGUGAAACUCUUCCUUGGCCGGGGCCUGACCGGGCCCUUCCUGGACUAUCUCACCCGGCGCGAGGUGGCUCGGACCACUGACCACAACACCCUCUUCCGGUCUAACUCCCUGGCUUCCAAGUCGAUGGAGCAGUUCAUGAAGCUCGUGGGCAUGCCCUACCUGCACGAGGUCCUGAAGCCGGUGAUUGGCCGCGUCUUCGAGGAGAAGAAGUACAUGGAGCUGGACCCGUGCAAGAUGGACCUGGGCCGCACCAGGAGGAUCUCCUUCAAGGGUGCGCCCUCAGAGGAGCAGAUGCGGGAGACCAGCCUGGGGCUGCUGACGGGCUACCUGGGGGCCAUCGUGGACGCCAUCGUGGGCUCCGUGGGGCGCUGCCCGCCGGCCAUGCGCCUCGCCUUCAAGCAGCUGCGCCGGCGCGUGCAGGAGCGCUUCCCCCAGGCGGAGCUGCAGGACGUGAAGUACCUGGCGAUAAGCGGCUUUCUCUUCUUGCGAUUCUUCGCACCUGCCAUCCUCACCCCGAAGUUGUUUGACCUCCGGGACCAUCACGCAGACCCUCAGACCAGCCGCUCCCUGCUGCUGCUUGCCAAGGCCAUACAGAGCAUCGGAAACCUGGGCCAGCAGCUGGGCCAGGGCAAGGAGCUGUGGAUGGCCCCCCUGCACCCCUUCCUGCUGCAGAGCAUCUCACGCGUGCGGGACUUCCUGGACCGGCUGGUGGACGUGGAUGGGGAUGAGGAGGCUGGUGCCCCAGCCAGGGCCCUGGUCUCGCCCUCGGUGACAGUUCGCGAAGGCUACCUGCUAAAGCGCAAGGAGGAGCCUGCCAGCCUGGCCACACGCUUCGCCUUCAAGAAGCGCUACUUCUGGCUCAGCGGGGAGACCCUCUCCUACGCCAAGGGUCCCGAGUGGCAGACGCGCACCUCCAUCCCGGUGUCGCACAUCCGCGCCGUGGAGCGCGUGGACGAGGGCGCCUUCCAGCUGCCCCACGUGAUGCAGGUGGUGACGCAGGACGGCGCGGGGCCGCUGCACACCGCCUACCUCCAGUGCAAGAACGUGAACGAGCUCAGCCAAUGGCUGUCAGCCCUGCGCAAGGCCAGCGCCCCCAACCCGGACAAACUGGCCUCCUGCCACCCCGGUGCCUUCCGCAGCGCCCGCUGGACCUGCUGUCUCCAGGCUGAGCGCUCAGCUGCCGGUUGCAGCCGUACACACUCAGCUGUGACCCUGGGGGACUGGAGUGACCCGCUAGAUCCGGACGCUGAGGCCCAGACGGUGUAUCGGCAGCUGCUUCUAGGGCGGGACCAGCUCAGGAUGCAGUUCCUGGAGGAUUCCAGCAUGAACACGACUCUGGAGGCGGACACGGGGAAGGGCUCCAGAGCCUGUCCUGACGUCCGGGCCCGGCAGAGAGCAGCGGCUGCCCUCCUGCUGGAGGUGCUCGCAGACCUGGAUCAGGCCCACGAAGAGUUCCAGCUGCAGGAGCAAGCGGGGGCGGCCCCAGGCCACCUCAGGCCCUGA